Lodderomyces orthopsilosis Co 90-125 is the source of this 1074-nucleotide messenger RNA. Its product is annotated as Mni1 protein. The coding region runs from base 1 to 1074 and encodes 357 amino acids. The transcript has a single exon. Gene Ontology annotation, biological process: peptidyl-histidine methylation, to form tele-methylhistidine. NCBI's taxonomy places the organism in Eukaryota, Fungi, Ascomycota, Pichiomycetes, Serinales, Debaryomycetaceae. The record is from RefSeq and is a predicted model, not a curated record. Gene Ontology annotation, molecular function: protein-L-histidine N-tele-methyltransferase activity.
AUGUCUUUUGCGUUUGGAUUUACCAACGAAGAUCUCAGUGACGAAGAUCUCAAUGACGGCAAGCAGGUGGAUUCAAAGCUUUCAACCAGAAAGGAAAGGGCUUUAGAUACCUUUCAUGUGCUUCCGGAACAUCAACCGAAAGUUCAAUCUUUAAAUAACAUUCUCAAGUCAUUGGAAAAUGUUAGACUUACACUCGAUAAUUAUUACACUCCAAACGGCCAUAUAGUAUACAGAAGAGAACUUUAUGAUGUGAAACAUCAGAUCAUGAUGGAAGAGAAAGAUGUACUGAGCAAACUAAGCGAAUUGCUAAUCGAGCGAAACGAUGCAGAUGUGCAAAGCAAUGUUUACGAGGGAGGAUUCAAAAGUUGGGAGUGUUCAUACGAUACAGUUGAUGAAAUACAUGAUGCAAUUAAUAGGAAGAGCUUUCAAUUGUUUAAUCUGUCGAUAUUGGAAUUAGGAUGUGGAACUGCCUUACCUAGCUGCUACAUUUUAAAGCGGAAAUUUGAAGAGUGCGAUCAUCAGGAAAUGUGUAUUGUAUUAUCCGACUUCAACUAUGAUGUUCUCAGACUAGUCACUGUACCCAACCUUUUGAUCAAUUGGGCAUCAACCCUCCCAGUCGAAGAGUUACAUAGAUUAACAACUGAUGACGUCAAUUGUCGAUUUGAAAAUAACGAGGUAUUUGUCACAGAGGGAUUAAUACACGAGUUCGAAAGGCAAUUGCAGAUAUCAAAUGUUCAGCUAAUUCCGAUCUCUGGAUCAUGGGGUAGGGAGUUUAACACUAUUGUCGAAGCACACAAAAUUGAUUUCAUCAUCAGUUCAGAGACCAUCUACUCCACUCAAACGUUACCUGUUGUUGCUGAGUCGAUAAAGAACAUACUUGAAAAAGCAGGCACCAAACAUGGACAAGCUCUAAUAGCAGCAAAGAAUAUCUAUUUCGGUGUGGGAGGAUCAGUGAUUGAAUUUUUGACAUACUUCGAGUCAAUCAAGGACUCUCAUUUUAAGAUUGAGGUGAAAGAAAUUAUUGAUUCACUGUUGAGGAGAUCGUUAGUUAGAAUUGACUAUGAGGGAAAUUAG